This is a messenger RNA of Panicum virgatum (switchgrass), 1041 nucleotides long. RefSeq names its product MADS-box transcription factor 23-like. Gene Ontology annotation, molecular function: protein dimerization activity; DNA-binding transcription factor activity, RNA polymerase II-specific; RNA polymerase II cis-regulatory region sequence-specific DNA binding. Lineage: Eukaryota; Viridiplantae; Streptophyta; Magnoliopsida; Poales; Poaceae. Gene Ontology annotation, cellular component: nucleus. The transcript has 7 exons. Gene Ontology annotation, biological process: positive regulation of transcription by RNA polymerase II. Bases 142 to 840 code for a protein of 232 amino acids. The record is from RefSeq and is a predicted model, not a curated record.
CUCCUUCUUUCUAACCCCCUUUUCCCCCUCCCCCACGAGGUCUGUAUGAUCCACCUUCCUCAUCUGAGUUGAUAAUCAAAUCUCCUCACCUCUGGUUGACGAGUGUGUGCCCUGCUGCUUCAAUCCAGAACGUGUGUCACCAUGGUUCGGGGAAAGACAGUUAUCAAGCGGAUCGAGAACGAGACGAACCGGCAGGUGACCUUCUCUAAGAGGAGGGCCGGACUGUUUAAGAAGGCUAGGGAGCUGGCCAUCCUCUGCGAUGCCGAGGUCGGUGUGCUCGUCUUCUCCAGAGCAGGCCGGCUCUACGAGUUCUCCAACACCAGCAUGACGUCCAUAGUCGAAAGGUACCAGCACAUGACAGAGGGAAAUCAACUCAUGAGCGCAAGCACCGAGGCUAAGUUUUGGCAAGCUGAGGCAACAAACUUGAGGCAGCAACUACAUAACUUGCAAGAAAAUCAUAUGCAAUUGCUCGGACAAAAUCUUUCAGGCAUGGAAGUUGAAGACUUAAAGAGAUUGGAGAACCUGCUGGAAAUGAGCCUUCGUGAGAUUCGGCGGAAAAAGGAUCAACAAAUAAUUGAUAAAAUUGAAGAGUUGAACAAGAAGGAAAAUAUUUUGCAUCAAAAGAACGAGGAAAUAUACCAUAAAUUUGACAUUGUUCGCCAAGAGAACCUGAAUUUGCAGAAAAAAGCGGAACAUGGACAAGGAGUAGAUGGGGAAGAUACAAGUUCUGCUACUUCAUACAACAUUGCUGGUCCAGACUGGGAUAUACCUUUAGUUCGUCUGGAGCUGGGCCAGCCACAGCACGUAGCCAAAGAACAACCCGAAGCACCAACAUUGUGAAGACUUUGACUGCUGCUUUGAUAGGAACAACCGCCGGAGGACUUAUUAGAAGAUGUGAUUGCUUGUAAUAUUAUUAAAGCUAAUUGUUGGACUGUUAAAAGUUCAAAUACUAUCAAAAUAAUAAAAUUACAUCAACUGUACUCUAUCAUAAGUACCAUUCGAUCACAUUUAUCCACAGUGUUUCAGAAUGUUUGUUGAAAG